UCAUCCAUCACUGUUGAUUAAAAAUUCUUAAUCACUACUACACACAAUAAAAUCACUACUAUAGGCCAAAACCACUACUAAUAGAAGCAGUAAUAGAUUUAGUAAAAAAAAGUUUGUUCGUAAGUGGCGAACACAAACGGGAGAGAGCAAAGAUAUUUUAGAUAUUAAUUAAUUAAUUAAUUAUCUUUUAAUUAUUUUGAAAUUGAAAAAAGAAAAUCCCCAGCAGUCAACAGAGGCAUUUCCUGUGCAUCAAGAUUGCUUUCACUGCACAUCCAGACUCACAAAUACUGUUUCAACUCGGAUGGGGCUCCAGUGCGGGGAGGUGCAGGGGAACCCUGAUUGGUUCCUGCCGAGAUUAGGCGGCAACAGUGGCCUCUAUAUCCUAAUCUCGACAAUCCUCUCCGAUGGAGAUCCAGAUUCCAAUCUCCCCGCUAAUCGCAAGGGUCUACAAUAUGGAGAAGACCACCGUGAUGCAAGUCAAGUCCGCUCGCUAUCUCUUUGUCCAAGAAGACGAUCUAAAGCUACAGAUCCGUAUCGGUUGAGGAAUCCUUUGUCUUAUAGAAACCGGAAAGAGUACUCUCAAGGCGACCGUGAUACUGAUCAAAGAAGGAUGGACAGAGGUUGCAGGUGGAAGGGUCAUGUUGUCCUGUUCGUUGCCCGAUGAGUUCCAUCUGUUCAUAGGUACUCCAUGCUUUCAACUUCCUUGAGUGGAAAUACCUUUUGCUAAUCUUUUCGGUAGGUUUUUCCUUCUCUUUUAAUUAUUUGAAUGGUGGUCCACGAGUUAUUGCACCUUGAGUAGAAUUAGAAUACACUCUUACUAUUUGUUAACCUUUUUCAUGUAUUGUACUUGAAUGGUGACCCAUGAAUUAUUACACCGUGGCAGAACAGGUGUUGCCUUUGCAAUUACUACUGUUUUGAAUAUAUGUAUAGAGAUUUCACUUUGAUUCUUCUAUGUUUGCAGUUGGGGUGCUUUGAACGAUAGGGGAGAUGGUUACAUUUUGUGGGGGAAGGAACAAUUAGUACUAGGAAGUGUUAGUGUAUCUAAUGAGCCUCUUUUGUACAAGGAAGGUAGUUAAGUUUUGGGGCGAAGGAACAAAAAGAUCUAUGUAAAGUUAGUGUCUGUAAUGGUGUUGGUUUUGUAUUUUUAUGAUGUCAAAUAUAAUGUUGAUUGCCUUGGUGCACAUCUCUCUCUCCCAUGUUACUUAUCUUUUGUUUGAUUUUCAGCUUUUACAAAUACAUGAGGCGCACAUUUGAGUAGCUUGAGUAUUGACUUUUUCAAGUGUUGUAGAAUGUAGGCAAGGUUUCUAUCCGAUUAUAGGUCACAACGAUUUUAGAAUGUAGGCAAGAAAAGAGGAGUAACCAGUUGAUGGUUGUUGUUUAUUUUAACAAGAAAUUGCAGGUGGAAAUCACUGCUUUAAUUUGAAAUUUGACAUGUUCCAUUUUGUUGCCUAUUGUAGAUGUUUGUAGAUAGUCAUUUAAAUAUCAGAACAGUCUGACCCUAACAACAUCAAAUUUAAGGAUGUUUUUUACCGAGAGAACGUUCAUUCAUUACCAAAAGAAGCGGUUUCAAAAGUCUCAGGAAACAACAAGGAGGGGGGGAAAUGAGAUUUAGGAUAACAAUCCAGUCCUGAGGGAGCUCAUCCCACGCAAGCGUUCGUGCCACCCAAUCCGCUCGCGCAUUGGACUUCCUUGGAAAAAAGAAACAUUGAUUAGAGGGUUCUUGAGAAGGAUGCCAGCCAUAAUCCCCAACCAUGCAGCGAUUCUCCAAGGCUAAGACUCUGGCGGAGCUGAAAGGGCCAGAACCAAGGGAAGACAGUCGGGCCGGAUCCAGCAUUGAACCGCUCGGUUGCACGCCAACAAGAGAGCUUCCAAAUUUAAGGAUUGUAUGAUGUUUUUUCCUACGUUGAACAUGGCCAUAAAUGAGGAACCAAGUACAACCCAUGUUCUAAAUAUGCAGCAAGAGCAAACUUUAGUUUAAUUGUGUGGUACAACCUGGCCCAUUGACGAUGUUAAAAAUGAAUGAACAAUAACAAACUGCGAUUACAUGAUUAAAGUGGUCUGAAAUGAAACAUUUGUGUUUUCUCAAUUUGCUUCAAGUCCCGACGCGGAGCGCGGGCAAUGAAAACUAGUACCAAAU
Messenger RNA from Linum trigynum, 2137 nucleotides. NCBI's taxonomy places the organism in Eukaryota, Viridiplantae, Streptophyta, Magnoliopsida, Malpighiales, Linaceae. The record is from the annotation of a GenBank genome assembly.